Messenger RNA from Drosophila virilis, 3240 nucleotides. RefSeq names its product zinc finger FYVE domain-containing protein 1. Gene Ontology annotation, molecular function: 1-phosphatidylinositol binding; phosphatidylinositol-3,4-bisphosphate binding; phosphatidylinositol-3,4,5-trisphosphate binding. NCBI's taxonomy places the organism in Eukaryota, Metazoa, Arthropoda, Insecta, Diptera, Drosophilidae. Gene Ontology annotation, cellular component: lipid droplet. Gene Ontology annotation, biological process: lipid droplet formation. The record is from RefSeq and is a predicted model, not a curated record.
AAAGCAAACGUUGCCCACAGACGCUGAGUCAUAAAAAUCAGCGCUUAACGCGGCUGCUGUUGUUGGUGCUGGGCUAACGGCACCUGUUAAUUGCAUACGGUAUUAUUGUUGUUGUUAUUGUUGUUGCUGUUGCAUAGGCUAAGAUCGUCUGAAAAUUUCCUUUUGACGAUGGCCUUUCUAGUCUCCAUAACAGAGGACGAGGUAUUGCGACCGGAUGUGAUAAACGAUGCCGAAUUCAAAUCGAUACCUUUUAUCGAUACCAAUGAGCACGACUCGAUUGACAAUGCCAACGGGACAGCGGCGCGCGCCUUUCUCUUUCUCGAUGCCGAUGAGAAUCUGCAGAUAGCAACGCCCGAAUUGUUUUGCAAGAAACUGAAAUGCCAGGAACUGGACAAAAUCAAAGUGAUCUCAAUAUUUGGCAAUACGGGCGAUGGCAAAUCGCAUACAAUGAAUCAAGUAUUUUUUGACGGUGAGCCCGUCUUUCGUACAUCGCCCGAGCAGAGCUCCUGCACAAUUGGCGUCUAUGCGGCCAUGCAGCGGGAACAGGGUGUUCUCUGUCUGGACACCGAGGGACUUCUGGGCACCACGGCCAAAAGCAGUAAACGCAUGCGUAUGCUGCUCAAGAUACUCGCCAUUUCGGAUAUUGUCGUUUAUCGAACACGCUCGGAGCGCUUGCAUAGCGAUAUGUACGAGUUCCUGGGCACCGCCUCGAAGGCGUUCUGCCUGCAUUUCACCCAGGCGCUGCAGGCCAUGGGCAACGGCAGCACCCUGGGACCAGCUGUGAUCAUAUUCCAUGAGACCCACUACACAAAGCCGCUAGAAAGCUCCGUUGAGGAGAGCGCCGAGGAUAAGCUGCGCAACAGUUUCGCCCUGCUGAACUAUGAGACAAACGCGUUUAGCUCCCUGCGCUAUGUGGGCAUCCAGACGGACGCAAAGAAGUCAACGAAUUUCAAAAAGAUUAGCGACGCGUUGCGAUUGGAAAUUGAGAAUACGGCGGUGCGUUCGCCGCGCCAGCCAUCGGUUGUGUUCAAGGCGAUGAAGCUGUUAAAUCAGAAAUUCGCCGGCGAGAUCAUCGAGAAGGCGAUCAAUCCAUUUCCCGAGCAGUAUUUCACCUGCGGCGCUCACUGCGAAUCCUGCAGCCGUCGCUGCCAGCGCUCCAUGGGCCACGUCAGCGACGGCGAAUCCCAUUUCAAUACGCAGCCCUGCAACUAUCAGCAUCAGUACGAGAACAAGCUGUAUCUGUGCAAGGCGUGCUACAACAAUGGCAAGGAGAUUGUCGUCAGCAUACGCGCCCAAUCCCAAACGGACACCGCCUGGUCCGGCCUGGCCAAGUACGUGUGGAAGGGCGAUGUCAUCGAGUGUCCCUAUUGCGGUGAAAUCUAUCGGGCGCGCCAAUAUUGGUAUGGCAACAAAUCGCCCGAGGCAUCUGUCGUGCACGUGCAGGUGGUGCAUGUGUGGAAGGGCGGCAAUGCCGCGUUGCGCGCCAAUGCCCAUUCCGCCCAAAUGGUGCUCGACAGCGUCAACAGCAUUAGCGAGGUCUUCACCAACAUCUCGGCGCCGUGGGCGAAGGCAAUCAGCGGCAUGCUUGCGGACAAGGUGGCGCCCAGCUACUGGCGUCCCAAUCAGGAGAUCAUUCUGUGCCACGCUUGCAAGCGCAACUUCGAGAAGACUGGCAUGCCCAAGCAUCAUUGUCGCGGCUGCGGCGAGGGCUUCUGCCACACGUGCAGCCAGCACCGUGUCCCGGUGCCGGCUCGCGGCUGGCUGCAGCCGGUCCGCGUCUGCAACGAUUGCCACCAGCAGCUGCAGCGCAAAUCGGACACGACGCCAGCGCACACUCAAGAUCAAGCUGCAUUUACUUAUUGCAAUUCAAAUCUGACUAUCGCAUGCACAGGAUCCAGGCCGACCAACGAUGAGGGCGACAUCCUGGUGCGCAAAUAUGGCGAGACCAUUUACAAUACCAUCAGCAGCGUUGCCGCCGUGGCCAUCGACUAUCCCAGGGGUAAGCGGAGACACGAGAUGAUCAAGGACAGCGCUCGGCCGGCAUACUGGGUGCCCGAUGCCGAAUCGCCCAGCUGCUAUAUCUGCAAGUCUGUCUUCGGGCGCGUUGAGGAGCUGGAGCUGGCCAAGCAGGCGGAUGGCCGCAGCAAGCAGCAACAGCUGGGCAAGCACUCAAAAUCGAAUGGUGCAGCUGGUGGAGGAGGAGAAGCAGGAGGAGCAGCUGCAUCCGCAGCAACGGCUGGCGAUUGCCGCCGGCAUCAUUGCCGGCGCUGCGGCCAGGCGGUCUGCAGCAGCUGCUCCAAGCGGCGCAUGCCGGUGCCAGAGCGCGGCUGGCAGACGGAUGUUCGUGUCUGCGAUGGCUGUGCCUGUGUGUCGAGUGCCUCGAACCAAAGCGCCGGCGCCGGCGGCGGCGUCUGCAGCAUCUCCAGCACCAUAUCGGAUGCGAUCAACGGCGAUGCCAGCACAGAGACCAGCCAACGCAGGCGCAGCGAGAGCAGCAGCAACAGCUGCAGCGAUUAUCGCAAUGGCAAUCCAAUUGCCAGCAGCGCCUGCAAUGCCAGCGACGAUGCCAAGGCCAAGACCGAAUGAGACGCGGCGCGCCGGGCCAGCCACGGACCCAACAAAUCCAAUCCCAACAACAACAACACAGUCACAAUCUGGACCAAGUGCCCAGGCAGGCGUUAGGCCCACGCCCACCGCCCAACGCCCACGGCCGUCUCAGGCUCAAGCUACAAGAAAUCGUACAAUGUGAUACUUCCUCUGAUACAUGUACCAUAUACUACACACACACACACGCACAUAUAUAUAUAUUUAACAAUAAUGUUGCUUAUCGUCUGUAUAUAUAUAUAUAUAUAUAUAUAUAUAUAUAUAUCUUUUAUCUUUUGUAUUCGAUCUGAAGUGCUUCGCUUUUUUUUUGGAAAUUUAUUUUUUAUUUGUGUGUCUUUUUUUCCACCUUUUUGUGCUGUUUUCUUUUUUUUUUCUUAAGUCAACUAGUGUUAUUUAUGGAAGAACAAAUUUAAUAAAUUUUAAACCAAAUAUGUUGAGUAGGGGAAUGAUGAAUAUAUUUUAUAAGAGAAAUUGCCCGGCAUUGGGCGGAACUAUGUGAAAUAUGCAAGAGCCAAUGACUUCAGGCAGACGAAAAGGCCUUCUUGCUAAAUUAAAAAAAAAUAAAGGGUAUUCCCUCUACUAAGACAGCAAUAAAAUUCUCAGACAAUAAAGACAACCAAAAAAUGUUAAUUAUAA